UGGAGGAUUUGGUGAUCUCCUACUACUAGACACGGAAGCCUGUUAAGCGAAAGCUUCUUCUAUUCCGUCCACAACCAUUUGAACCAUUUGAACCAUUCGCGGGUCUUGUGUAUUGGAUAUAGCAAACGUUUCAAGUACUGCGUUACCCAUACGGAUGUACUCCGAGCGUCUAAAAUAUUUAGAGCAUAAAUUAGUACAAGACGGGUCUGUGUCAAAUUCCUUUUUGAAUGGGGAACCAGUAGAAAAUUUUCAAGAACCCGUGGAUGUAAAGCCAGGUGUUCCUGAUAAUGACUUAAGUCCGGCCUUGGCUGGAAUAGGUAUUGGGGUUGCCAGGUUACUUUAAGCGAGUUUACUUAACAUCUUUUAGCAUGUUCUUAGAGGUCUUAUUAUCACAUCCAUUCAUUGUAAUAAGAAAUCAGUGUCAAGUUGUGGAAUCCAGUCUAUGUCUACAUUUAACCCCUUUCACCCUCAUACCUGUUGUUCGGAAGUGUAUACAAUCUCAAGGUCUAUCAUUUCUUUGGAAGGGGUUGGGCAGUGUGUUUAUCAUUCGUGGUUUAAACCUUAUGACUGAGAAUCUCGUUUGUGAACUUACACCAUUACCCAAGGAGGUCUCCAAAUUAAGUUCGUCCAGACGCCUUCUAGGUCAUCUUCUUCUUAAAGUUUGUUCAUGGGUUGUUCUCACCCCAUUUUUCGCAGCAAGCAUUGUUGAACUUAUCCAGUCUGAUAAAGCUUCUGAACCAACCACCCUUCUUUCUUGUGUACUCGAUGGUUUUUAUCGCUUAUUUCACAUGCCGUCAUCCCCAAGAUUAGGCUCACCAGGUUCAAUGUUUCGCAGUGGUCAUAUUAUCAAAAGCAUCCCGAUUGCGUCGUCACGUUUGCUGCCUGUUUGGCGUCUCUUUCCUCCUGUUGUUUUACUAAAUGUCGGUCAUUAUGUUGUUCGAUCGUUUGCAAACACUGUAGCUUUAUAUUAUUGGAGUGGUAAUGAGGAUCGUCUUGAACGAGAUGCGGAAAUAAACUUCAAUUAUAAGACUGAAGGUUUUAAUCGGAAUAAGUGUUCUCCUGGAUUUCCUACACCAAACAUACAUACAUCUAUUAGUGAGUGUCAUACAACGGAUAUGGAUACUUUAACUUACCAACGUCAGGACACCGCUUUACAGGCUAUUUAUGAUCGUUAUUAUGCCGACUUGUUCGCUGGGAUGACAGCUAAUUUUGUCGCAGAUGUUGUACUUUAUCCAGUAGAAACCCUAGUACUACGGUUAUGUGUUCAAGGCACUCGUACGCUGGUUGAUAAUAUGGAUACGGGUGAUGUAGUUGUUCCCAUUGUUUCUUCAUAUGAUGGAUUUUUUGAUGCACUUCGCUCUAGCUUGGGCUCGUCUGUUGGGAUUCUGGGUCUUUAUAAAGGUUUUGGUGCUCUUAUAGCUCAAUAUACCCUACAGGCACUGUUUAUUUUUGGGGUCCGUUGUUUGUAUGAACAUCUUCUUUGUCUUUGGGCUCCUCCACCUACUGAUAACAAAGUUUACUCAAAGUCAAGUUCCAGACCAAAUGUAUCUACCUCGUUUGAGGGCUUGGAGUCAGUUGCUGUUGGUGACUCUCCGUCUAUUGUUAAUAACUGGUAACUUCAUACGUGUUAUUGUUGUAUUAAUUUUGAUGAGUAAAAUUCGUCAUCGUUGUACAGUUUCAUGCUCAUACAUUCAAACAUCACAUUUACAUCCUAACUUCACCUACUGCCUAUUUUUUUCAUUUGUAUCAUUUCUUGGAGACUAUCUAGGCUAGAAAUAAGUUGGACGUAAUUAAAAAUGUAGACUUUCAAUAUUAGAAAAUCUUUUUUAUCUCUUUAACAAAAGGAAGCAGGAUAAAAUUUCCAAUUUUCAAUUUUCACUCAUCAUUUGUAAAUUGAUUUUUGAGAAUUAUCUGAUUGCUCAUUUUUAGAUUUUCACAUAUUAAACUGUAUUCAUGUGAAAUUAUUGUAUAUUUUCUGUUUCUGUUGUUGGUUUAAGCCAUUUAGAAAAUGAAGAAUUUAAUUUUUCUCGUUGCUCUUCUAAAUUACUGGGUCACAUGUGGUUACGUUAGAAUACGAUAAAAUGAUCCAAUAGGUUUAUUAGUUCUUAGUAGUGUCGGAAAUUUGGUACAUCAAUCAAUAUUAAGUUUGACUGGAAAAAAUUUUAUAUUCAAUUACUUCUUUAUUAAGAAAUUCGUCAUUUUACUCGCUUUUGAUGUAUUUGGUGUUGUAGACUACUCUUUAAUCAUUGUUAUAAUAUGUUUUGAAUAUGCUCUCAAUUUCCCUAAUUAUGUACACAACUAAACAUUUCUGUUAGAUGGGAAUAAAUGUGAAAGACGUCUUCCUUUCUAUUUCACUAGUUGUAUGAACUCUCAAUUACUCAUUCGGUAGAUUGUCUGAGUUAUUACAAUCGACUAUGCAGCUUCUGACUCUUGAUCUGAAUCAUGUGUGAAAUAUAGCCUUUUUGUCUUAGUUCAUCCUUGUAUAUGGAAC
Messenger RNA from Schistosoma intercalatum, 2491 nucleotides. The record is from the annotation of a GenBank genome assembly. NCBI's taxonomy places the organism in Eukaryota, Metazoa, Platyhelminthes, Trematoda, Strigeidida, Schistosomatidae.